Molecule: messenger RNA, 1041 nt
Organism: Geosmithia morbida
Lineage: Eukaryota; Fungi; Ascomycota; Sordariomycetes; Hypocreales; Bionectriaceae
Product: pre-rRNA-processing protein IPI1
Exons: 3
Coding region: 1-1041 (346 amino acids)
Biological process (GO): rRNA processing
Cellular component (GO): nucleus
Source: RefSeq, a predicted model, not a curated record
AUGGGUUCCAGCACGAGGAAGAAGAAGGAGAAGCAGCAGGAUUUCCAGAAACCAAAAUUCAAGGUCGGUAAGGCCAAGGCCAAGGCUUCAAACUUUACGGACACGAGCUUCAAGUCAAGAGCCAUCGUCAUGGGCCAUCAGUCCCUGUCAGCAACGGCUCCCGAUGUCGCACAGCAGUUCAGGCACAGCCUAUCUCUGGCAUCUUCGUCCAAGUCGGACAAACAGCGCCAGGAAGGCCUCGCCCACCUCAUCAACCAGCUCAGCUCGGAACCCCCCGUCAACCCUGUGGGGACGCAUGCCCUCCUAACAAAGCUGCUCCCUCUCGUAGCGGACAGCUCGACACCUGUGCGCGGCAAUCUCCUCAAGCUCUUCCGCCUGCUCCCCGCAGAUCAGGUCCGGUACGACGUCGAGCAAGCCGCCAUGUUUGUCCGCGCGGGCAUGACCCAUCUGUCCGCCGACGUCAGCAACGACGCCAUCGGCUUCUUGGACUGGCUGCUUGCCGCCGCGGGUGAAGACCUCGUCUCGUGUCCGGGGGGCUGGGUCAAGACCCUCAACACCUUCUGCGCCAUACUCGGCUGGGCGGUGUCGGCGGGGAAGGAUGGCUGGUCGUCUGGUGGUCGGAGCAUGGGCUCCAACAGGAGCAAAGCUUCCUCGGCACAGGCUCGUACCAUCGAUUCACUCACCACCUUCCUCCGCGCCGGGUUUCUGGUGGAAGAGGAGCCGGCAUCUGAUGGAGAUGAGGUCUGGAAGCAGCUAUACAUGGUGCCGCGGGAUCCCAACGCGUUUGCGUAUCUCAACCUCACCGGACAGCGGAGGGACGAGGACGGUGAGAUGUACGCUGACAGAGAGUCACGGCAACGUGUGUUCCACAGGAGGUUCUACGGCCCCAUCUCAAAGGGAGCGACGGCGCUGAAGAAGGAGGGGGGUGCGCCGGGACGAGCUACCACCGUGCUGGACCAGCUACUACACAGUCCGCAGGGGAUGGGUGACUACGAGCCUCAGGGGGCCGUGGAUACUGAGGAUCUUCUGAGCCUGUGGUAG